AUGAUCUUGUAUGAUUGGCCGCACGGCGGCUCCGACAAGGGCGAGGCUUACUAUCGCAAUCUCUACAAGGACCGCAUCGAUUUCCGUGAGCUGGGUCGUUCUGAUGCAGCGCUGGCCGCAGUACUCGACAAUCACGGCCAGAUUGACUUUCAGGAUGCGCAGGCGGUGAAGCAGCUGACGACGGCGCUGCUGCGGCGCGACUUUGGCCUCGCCGUCGACCUUCCCGACGACCGACUGUGUCCACCGGUGCCCAGUCGCCAUACUUACAUAUUGUGGCUCAAGAUGCUUCUGGACAGCAGCAGUAGUGGACGUGCUACUGAGCCGUUAAUCGGGCUGGACAUUGGCACCGGGGCCAGCUGCAUCUAUCCGUUGCUGGGCUGCGUGCAGCGGCCGGAUUGGUGCUUUGUGGCGACGGACAUUGACGAGGACAGCCUUGGCUGUGCGCGAGCGAACGUGAGACGCAACCAACUGGAGGACCGGAUCCGGGUGCUGCCGGUGCGCACGCCGGACGACCGGCUGAUCCCCGACGAGACGGGGUCACGGCCGCUGUCGUUCACGAUGACGAACCCGCCGUUCUACGAGUCCGCUGCCGAGAUGACGGCGUCUGCCCGAGCCAAAGAACGGCCACCGCAUGCCGUCUGUACGGGUGCAGCCAACGAGAUGGUCACGCCGGGUGGCGAAGUCGCGUUUGUGGGCCGGCUGCUGGCCGAAUCGGUCGAGAGACACGCCGCCGGCCGCGACGUCACCGGCUGCUGGUACACGGCGAUGCUGGGCAAGCUGUCGAGCCUGGUGGCCGUAGUCGAGCAGCUGCGGGCUCGUGGCAUCGACAACUACGCCGUUACGGCCUUUGUGCCGGGAAGCAGCAGCAAGAGCAGCAAAAGCAGCAAAAGCAGCAAAAGCAAGACCCGUCGCUGGGCUAUCGGCUGGAGCUUUGGUGGCAUGCGGCCGUCGGCCGAGGCAGCACGGGGGGCCGAUCACGGCGGCGGCAUCGAUGCGUUUCGCCACCUGCUGCCCCCCAGCCCAGAGGCCGACGUCUGGAGCGUGGGGGCUUCGUCGUCUUCGUCUUCGUCACGGCCGGCCGCCAUCGCCCGGCUCGCCAACGCCCUGGACGCCCAGAUGCACGAGCUCGAACUGUCCGCCUGGACAUGGGACCGCCAGCUUCUGCGCGGUGUCGGUCGGGCGCGCGAGAAUGUCUGGGCGCGGGCAUGGCGUCGCCGGAAGCAGCGAGCAGAGCAGGAAGCCGAAGCAAAGGGCAACGGACAGACAGAUGACCAUGUGGACAAUGUGCCUGCGCCGGGGGAGUGUGCCUUUGGCUUCGUUCUCUCGGUGCAGGUCGGCGUGGCCGAGACGGUCGUGCGCUGCCGCUGGAUCGAGGGACACAGCGACGUCCUGUUCCAGAGCUUCUGCGGCUUUCUGAGGAGGAAGCUCAAGGAGACGGAUCCGACAGGGGACGACGACCGCAUGGAGGAUGUGUCUGGGAAGCAGUGA
Grosmannia clavigera kw1407 is the source of this 1488-nucleotide messenger RNA. RefSeq names its product duf890 domain containing protein. Gene Ontology annotation, cellular component: nucleus. Gene Ontology annotation, molecular function: 23S rRNA (adenine(1618)-N(6))-methyltransferase activity. NCBI's taxonomy places the organism in Eukaryota, Fungi, Ascomycota, Sordariomycetes, Ophiostomatales, Ophiostomataceae. The coding region runs from base 1 to 1488 and encodes 495 amino acids. The record is from RefSeq and is a predicted model, not a curated record. Gene Ontology annotation, biological process: rRNA base methylation. The transcript has 2 exons.